AUGACAACAAACGGGGAACUAGUAGUCGAAGACUCCGAUGUCCGUCUUCUUCGAGAAAUGGGUUACACGCAAGAACUCUACCGUGGCUUUUCUCCAUUUAUGUCAUUUGCCUUCUGCUUCACUACUGUCAAUGUUUUCAUAUCGAUUACAAUCGGAUUUACUUAUUCGUUGAACACUGGUGGAUCAGGUGUGACCAUUUGGUCAUGGAUCAUUGGAGCUAUAUUUACCAUUCUCAUCGGUCUCUCUUUGGCUGAAAUAUGUUCUGUGUAUCCGAGUGCCGGAUCUGUCUAUCACUGGGCAGGUCAGUUAGUUUCCGCCAAGCAUGCACCAUUAGCUUCGUUCACUUGUGGUUGGGUCAAUUUUCUUGGGAACGUUGCAGGGGAUGCUGCAUUUUCAUCCGGUUUUGCUACGAUUAUUAAUGCUACGGUUGUUCUCCAGGGGAAUAAUUCGCUGAGUAUAGGUACUGAAGUAGGCAUUGGUAUAGGAGUUACUUUUGUAUGGGCUGCUCUAAAUGCGUUGCGUAUCGAUCAACAAGGCUGGCUCAAUAAUCUUGCUGCUGUGUUUCAAAUUGGUUCGACCAUUAGCAUUGUUAUCGUUCUUCUUGUUGUGGCACCUACACGAGCUACAGCUCAUCACGUUUUUACAUCUACAUACAAUAGUACUGGAUUUCCAUUUGCAUAUGUGUGCUUGAUUGGUAUUCUUUCAACACUAUUUUCAUUUUCGGGCUAUGAAGGUAAUCAUUGUAGAUUUGAAUCUAUAUUCACUAUCAUGCUUGCAUUUUUAAGCUGGUGCUCAUUUGUCCGAAGAAACUAGACAUGCUGGGCGUGCAGGUGAGUAAAAAAUCUCAAAGAAAGCGAUUGUUCCAGAUGAGUGCAUAUAAAUCGGCAAGUUCUUCUCGUUUUUCAGCUCCAAAAGGAAUCGUAGGCACUUGUGUAUGUGGUUCAAUCACCGGCUUUUCUUACAUACUUGCUCUACUUUUUGCUAUUCCGGAUGUGGGGUCAUUUGUGACGAACAACAGUGGUAACGAUGCUGUGCCAAAUCUGGCCAUUGCUACCUAUCAGCUUGUUUUAUCGCAUCAAGGUGCACUUGCAUUAACGAUUCUAGUCAUUCUCAAUUUGUUCUUUGCCGGCAUCUCAGGAUUAACAGUGACCAGUCGAAUUGGGUAUGGAUUAGUUAUUCAUUUUUUUAUCGGUUUUGUUAACUAACAAUAUGUCAUUGAUUCUAGCUUUGCCAUGGCUCGUGAUAGUGUAUUUCCGUUCUCGACCUAUCUUCGUUUGAUAUUCAAGCUGACGAAAACCCCAUUAAUCAAUGUGCUUUUUAUUUUCGUUCUCGAUUCUCUUCUUCUUCUACUUCAAUUAGUAUCGACAACUGCUUUCAGUGCUCUCAUCUCCAUUGCGACAAUCGGUUAUCAAGCAUCCUAUUUUAUGCCUAUUUGCUUUCGAUGUACAACUGCUCGACGCAGUUUUGUGCCUGGUGAAUUCAGUUUGGGCCCAUUCAGUUUACCUGUUGCUAUAAUCUCAUCCAUAUGGCUUUUUAUCACAACGAUAUUCAUGUUCUUUCCCGCCCAAUAUCCAGUUACAAGUGGUAAUAUGAAUUAUGCUGUAGUAGUCGUCGGUGGCUUAGCAUUUAUUGUGGCAACCUAUUGGAUUCUUUUUGCUCGUCAUUGGUUUCUAGGUCCAAAAAGAACGCAAAUGGAUUCUGUUGACUUAUCGCCACACCAAGAAUCCACGAACGACAAUGUGAAGCCGUUGUCAUCGCCCAGUAUCAUUAAUAUUCGAUUGUGAGUGUCACUGCAAUUUCCAAAUGUAUUUUAGCAGUUAUCGUGAAAAAAAAUUCUAUUUGCUCAGAAAUUAGACAUAGGAAAAAGCAAAUUCAUAUGUCACUUUUUUCGAUAAUAUACCAUAGAAACCUUUUAUGAUUUUUCUUAAGCUACUAUGCAAUGCUCGUUGAAUGCAAAACGUGACAAGACAUCAAUGGCUCGAAUGAGACACUCUCAGAUGUGUCUCAUUGCAAUCAGGAUAUCUAUAGGUACAUGUAUCACCUACACUUAGUUUAUUCGAAAAAUUUUUAGUCCAUCUUGGCUAAUCAUUCACAUUAUCAACUCAAAAAGGAUUUGUUUUAUCUUGGUAGAGAGAAGAAUCAGUCGAUUUGUUCUAUUCUAAAUGGUAUCUGCAAACCGAGUCGCAGAUCUGAUCGUUCAUUUCUGGUCUAGCAAGAAAGAUUCGUCAGAUGAUAUGAAUAUUGCCUUGACCAGAAGGGUGCAGGUAGGUGUGGAUGUGGGUCUUCUAUUCUGCUACACCCACACUCACACCCACACCCACACCCACACCCACACCCACAUCCACCCACACGCCCACACCCACACCCACACACCCGAUCCGAAGUCCUCUAGUUGUACCCAUGACCGACCUGACCCGAGAAAUUUGAUUUAUUUAUUUGAUUGUGGUUUAUGACAUUUUGUAUAUUAUCCAAUUUGAAGCAGUUUUUGACGGUUUUGUUUUGGAUCCAUUUUAAAAAAUAAGCAAAACAAAAGUAUUGAAUCUGACAAAAAAAUACUGACUACUGACAAAGACAGUCUACACUAUGCGAUUUAAUACCGAAUUGAGGAAUCUAAUUUGUAUUUCAAAGUAGUAACAUUAAUCAGGUUCCUUUAUUUCGUAUAAAAUUGCAUAAUGUUGGUACCAUUCCUCGGCUUGAUGAAUGAUCGAAUGAACAUUAAAUAUAUGCGUUGUCAGGAGCUACAUGUUUUGCGUCUUUUUUUUUCUAAAUUAAUAUCGAGAAUCUUCGAGUCUCAAUAGAAUAAAAAGACUAAGUAAAUGUUCAUUUGUCUAGCAUAGGUCGAAGUUUUGAGACUUGAGGGAUCCCCUCAGAAACGAUAUCUCACCUAAGACGGACCAUUUGGGCUGAAAGUUUCAGGAACAAGUGAUCCUGGUGAGACAUACUUGUGAUAAAAAUUUCAGCUC
Rotaria sp. Silwood1 is the source of this 2963-nucleotide messenger RNA. Lineage: Eukaryota; Metazoa; Rotifera; Eurotatoria; Philodinida; Philodinidae. The record is from the annotation of a GenBank genome assembly.